Quercus robur (English oak) is the source of this 965-nucleotide messenger RNA. RefSeq lists its product as uncharacterized. The record is from RefSeq and is a predicted model, not a curated record. NCBI's taxonomy places the organism in Eukaryota, Viridiplantae, Streptophyta, Magnoliopsida, Fagales, Fagaceae. The coding region runs from base 104 to 790 and encodes 228 amino acids. The transcript has 5 exons.
GACUAUGUUCCCCAAUAAUCUAGGCAGGUAGUAUAUGUGUCUGGCUGAGAAGUGUCAGAAGUGCUUAAACUUAAAGCCUUAAACAACAAACCCCACCAAAACAAUGCUUUCUCUCAUUUCUCCUUCACCUCCUCUCCUUCACUUCACCACUAACAAAGCCACUCUUCAAAAUUUCAUCAUUCCAAGUACUUCUUCUAACACAAGAGGCAGUAGAGGAAGAUGGGUACCACGAACUGUUACAAGAGUCUCAUCCUCAGAUGAAACAAAGGUUGCUAUUGCAUCAAUCCCAACAACAACAACAACGAAGGUAAAUGUUGUUGAUGAUGCCGAGGAUGUUGUUGUAGAAUCUGCCGAGGAAGUUGUGAGAAAAUUCUAUGAUGGAAUCAAUGGCCGCGACUUGGCCUCCGUGGAGGACCUCAUUGCCAGUAACUGCGUGUACGAGGACCUUAUCUUUGCAACUCCUUUUGUUGGUCGCAAGGAAAUCCUGCAGUUCUUCAAAAAAUUCACUGAUUCCACCUCCAUAGACCUCCAAUUUGUUAUUGAUGAUUUGUCUACUGAGGAUUCCUCAGCAGUUGGAGUGACAUGGCAUUUAGAUUGGAGGAAGAGGCCUUUUCCUUUUAGCAAAGGAUGCAGCUUUUAUCGAUUGGAGGUCGUGAAUAAAAAGAGACAAAUAAUUUAUGGACGAGAUGUUGUAGAACCUGCAAUCAAACCUGGGGAAGCAGCUUUGGUGAUUAUCAGAGGUGUAACUUGGCUUCUGCAGCAAUUUCCUCAGCUGGCAGACCGGCUAUGAUAGCAGCUAUCAAGCAAUUAUUUUUUCAUCUUUAAUAGAAAUGAUUAUAGGGUUAUUUAAAUUUGAUAAAAAGAUUUAAAUUUUAGGUUCAAAUGUAUAGUUAAAUCUGCCCCCAACCACACUGUAUUCUUUACUACGCUGUUAAUUUAAUAUGCAACAACAUAUUUGGUGAUCA